Molecule: messenger RNA, 3052 nt
Organism: Hippocampus comes (tiger tail seahorse)
Lineage: Eukaryota; Metazoa; Chordata; Actinopteri; Syngnathiformes; Syngnathidae
Gene: ppm1aa
Product: protein phosphatase, Mg2+/Mn2+ dependent, 1Aa
Exons: 6
Coding region: 406-1566 (386 amino acids)
Biological process (GO): protein dephosphorylation
Molecular function (GO): manganese ion binding; magnesium ion binding; protein serine/threonine phosphatase activity
Source: RefSeq, a predicted model, not a curated record
CUCCCCGAGUGCCUCUUCUCACCAACAGCUAACGGUAGCUAGCAAGCUGUCAAGUGGAGAGGCUGGGGCAGACGUUUCAGCUCCCCCCUGGCUUGGCUUCCCAAAGCCUCACGAAAACAAAAACGCUAAUCUAUUCCUCGCGAUCGCCUCCUGAGAUAAUGUAACGCAUCAAGGUCGUACCCAAAGAGAAACCUCCGCUCAAACGCCAUUUCUAUGCACUGGGUCUUGUGUGACGAUUGCUCUUUGCUAGUCGGCUAACCUACCCGAGCCUAAACCCAGUCAAAGCUCACUUUCGUCGCUGGACGUGAGACUUCCCGUCCCGGUGUGAACUCGAGCGUUGGUCACCGCCUCGACGUCUGUUGCUAGUAACCACUAUUUUGGACAUUCGGUUUCAAGAGGGACAUAAUGGGGGCAUUUCUGGACAAACCAAAGAUGGAAAAAUACAAUUCCCAUGGUGAGGGUAACAGCCUGCGUUUUGGGCUGAGCAGUAUGCAGGGCUGGCGGGUAGAAAUGGAAGAUGCACACACGGCAGUAAUUGGCUUGCCUCACGGUCUCGACCCCUGGUCAUUUUUUGCUGUUUAUGAUGGGCAUGCCGGCUCUCAGGUGGCCAAGUAUUGCUGCGAGCACCUGUUGGAGCACAUCACCAGCAACUCAGACUUCCAGAGUGCUCUGCAGGAGGAUCCCUCUGUGGAAAGUGUGAAGAACGGCAUCCGCACAGGUUUCCUUGAGAUCGACGAUCACAUGCGAACCAUCUCAGAGAAAAAGCACGGCGUGGACCGAAGUGGCUCUACUGCGGUUGGCGUGAUGAUAUCACCAAGCCACGUCUACUUUAUUAACUGUGGCGACUCGCGAGGACUCCUUAGCCGUGGGGGUGCUGUGCACUUCUUCACGCAGGAUCACAAACCCAGUAACCCUCUGGAGAAGGAGAGGAUCCUGAAUGCCGGUGGCUCAGUCAUGAUACAGCGAGUUAACGGCUCCCUGGCUGUCUCUCGGGCCCUCGGAGAUUUCGACUACAAGUGUGUGCAUGGGAAAGGCCCAACAGAGCAGCUCGUCUCUCCCGAGCCUGAAGUUUAUGCAAUCGAAAGAUGCGAAGGGGAUGAUGAAUUUAUAAUUCUUGCUUGUGAUGGCAUCUGGGAUGUUAUGGCCAAUGAAGAACUCUGUGACUUUGUCCGGUCACGGCUAGAAGUCACGGAUGAUCUUGAAAGAGUCAGCAAUGAAAUUGUUGAUACUUGCCUGUACAAGGGUAGUCGGGACAAUAUGAGUGUUGUUUUAAUCUGUUUUCCUGGUGCUCCAAAAGUUUCUUCAGAAGCAGUAAAACGAGAAGCCGAGUUGGAUAAGUAUCUGGAGUCAAGAGUAGAAGACAUCCUCAAAAAGCAGGGAGAUGAAGGCGUACCAGACUUAGUCCACGUUAUGAGGACGUUGGCAUCUGAGAGCAUCCCCAACCUCCCUCCCGGGGGAGAGCUUGCAAGCAAACGAAGUGUUAUUGAAGCUGUGUACAACAAACUCAACCCCUACCGAAGUGAUGACACAGAUUCUGACGUCCUCAUCUUCCGUGGUUUCAGCUAAAAAAAAAAACAACAGCUAAUCGGGAUGUUUUAUCAAGCCUCCAUUGCCAUCACUUCCUCCUGUGUGAAGUGUGAGUGUGGCUCAUUUAUACAUCUGCCAUGACUGACCAGUCAUUCAACAUUUCAUCCUUGUACUGCAUCUUUUUUUUUUCUUUGGUUUGUUUUUUUUUCUUAUUAAUUAUGCCCUGUGACUGACACGUUGACGGGACUAGUCCAGGUUGUACCCCACCUCUCACGGACCAGACAAACACACUAGAAAAUCGAUGAAUGGAUAGAUUGAUGUUCAUCACCGGGAUUGUAAUUUGCAGCAAUGUAUUCAUCAUAUCAUAUAUGGGGGGAAAAAAUGUGAAUAUCUUCCUAAUUAAGUUGAAUUAUAUUGUGGUGCAGGUGUACCUAAUGUUGUGGCCAGUGAAUUGUAUUGUCUUGCAGCUCUGUUUGCCACUGCUUAACAACAUUCCAAACAGUGGCUUCAAUUCUGGCUCCAGUCCUGCGUGCUCUAUUAUAAUUCUAUUGUUGUCCUUUAUGAAAUGACAACUUCUUCGAUGGGGGUGCUUUUAACCCUUUCAGGGACAGCGGUCACUACAGUGGACAGCUUAUCAUGUUAUCAGGUUACAGGGCGCAUGAAAGAGUUAAGAUGGCACAUUCCGGCCAGACAGACUCGAGCCAUUAAAAUAUUCCAAGCUCAUUUAUUAAACUCAACACGAUUGAUAUUUUUCCUCAUGAGAUGAUUUUAUAUGUUUUAUGUCACCCACUAAGUAAAUGAAUUAGUAACCAUUAUAUACAGUGAAGUAGUUGGAGUUGAAAUCAAAUUUUACCUAAGAGCUAUAGUAUCCAUACUAAGCUACUUUCCACCCCCACUGCAAUGUAAAGCCAUUUUUCCCCCCCCCAUUUCAGCAAGAUGGUUUUGAUCCGUGGAGGAUUGAUGGGAACGUCUUCUUCAAGUGUUUGUGUCCCAAAUAAACCUUGAAAUCAAUCUGUGCAAACGUGUGUAUUUUUUCAUGUUUACUUUCUGUGUGUGAGAUUUCAGCGGCGAAUGAGACGAGAGAGAACUCUUGAAACAAUUUCAAGUGGUUAAGCUUUUUCCACACGAGCUUUGUCCGCUCAUAAAAUUAAUUUGCAGGCAUCACAUUGUGCGCACACAUUGGUGAUCACUUGUCAUUGUUUUGGCGAUACAUCCAUGGAAAAAAAUUAUUAGACACCUUGUUUUCUUCACUUUUUUGUUCAUUUGAAUACCUUGUCCCACAAAAGCUGUACCACGUGACAGACAGAAAAGAAUACAUGGAACGAAUCACCGUUUUUUUGACAGUCCAAUGCCAUAGCUAUUUAUGGAAGAAUUUGUGAAGUGACUUUGAUUAUUAUCAAGAAAACUUUUGGAAAUUGUCUCGAACGUCUCUGAAAUUUAACUCUUAUCAGCUGUUUUUCUCUGUCAUCAUAUUUGUCCUAGCAAAUGAAUUUUUAAGUUGUGCCGGGCAUUUAACAUGAAAUAA